UGACAGGGAAUCGGGAUAAAAAGUUUGAGGUGGCCGCUCAAGGAAAAGUUUGGUUAGUCGGAGGGAGGGGGUUAAAUCCAGAGAAGAUGAGCGACACAGAGGCACAAAGCGUAGCACCGUCUGAGCAACCACAACCACAACCCGAGAGAAAAAUCAUCGCGACAGGGGUGCAAGGAACCGUGAAAUGGUUUAAUGUGCGCAACGGAUAUGGCUUUAUCAAUAGAAAUGACACCAAAGAAGAUGUGUUUGUUCAUCAGACGGCAAUAAAAAAGAAUAACCCAAGAAAGUUCCUGAGAAGUGUGGGGGAUGGCGAGGUUGUGGAGUUUGAUGUUGUUGAAGCAGCUAAGGGCUCUGAGGCAGCCAACGUGACCGGUCCGGGUGGAGUACCUGUCAAAGGCAGCCGGUUUGCCCCCAAUAAACGCAGAUUCCGUAGGCGCUUUUAUCCACGGGAUGCACGUCCUGAUCAGGGAGAGGCAAAAGCUGGUCCCACAUCUGAGGGAGAGGGCAACGAAGAGAAAGGAGCACCUCAGCCACGCCCUCGGCGCCAGCGUCCACGUAGGAGACCUACUGCUCCACAAGGCGAGGGAGAAUCAGAAGAAAAGAACGAGGCAGUAGAUGAUGACCAGCAGAGGCCGCCACAACCACGCAGGUUCAGACCUCGAUAUCGAAGGCCAUUCCGUCCUCGUCCGCCUCCUGGAGAGGCUCAACAGACAGGCCCUGGUGAAGAGCAAGAGUCACCACCUAAAGAGGGCCAGACCAAUGGGGAGCAGGCUGAAGGUCAGCCCCGGAAACCCCGAAGACAGUUCAGUCGCCGCAGACAGAGAAAAUCUGAAUCUGGUGCCUCUAAAGAUGGAGAUGAACCUGAAAAAGUGGAGUCCCCGGCUCAGGCCUCUAAACCUGCUGGUGUCAAAUCCUCUUCUGAAACUUCCCCGAAACAGUCCCCUAAAAAAUCUGAGACGCCUGCCCCCACAGCUGCCAAGUCUGCAGAAUGAUUUCUGUGACCUGGAUGGAAUCAUGUGACCCUGGCAAGAGGUUCCCGGGUGGGUUAGUUUGGGGGGUAAGACCUCGCCUAUCUCAUCAAACAUUCAACCAAUGUGCACACAACUUGCCUCUCGCUUCUACAUCCUGUCCCUCCCCCAACCUGAUCCAUCCCUUGUGGUCUGGACCCUUCGGCUGUCAGAGGAGAGAAAGAGAGUGAGAGGGAUGGAGUGGAAGGGAGGGUUGGGUUGAUGCAUGUUUAGACAUUUAAAAAUGACAACAACAAAAAAAGCAAAAUAAUGAGAGACCUGCUCCAAAAGCCCAUUAUUUUUGCAAUGUUUCCCCUUUAUGGUUUUGUUCUGUACUAUGGGCAGUGAGCAGAAGAGAAAACAUGACCAGUUUGGCUACUUUUAAGUUCAUCGAUGAGAGAGGAAAUUCCAUUCAGUGUAGUGAGUGGUGCACAAGCUCUUCUCUCAUAACUAGAUAAAAGGGUAAAAAUACAUCCAAUUGAAAAACAAACUGGUUUAAAGUAGUCCCUUUUUUGUUUUCUGUUUUGUAUGUAAAUUUCUUUUGUGGGGAUUAUGUGCAAUGCCAGUAAUGUGAGUAAAUAAAGUAUUUGCA
This is a messenger RNA of Myxocyprinus asiaticus (Chinese sucker), 1599 nucleotides long. Its product is annotated as Y-box-binding protein 2-A-like. The transcript has 10 exons. NCBI's taxonomy places the organism in Eukaryota, Metazoa, Chordata, Actinopteri, Cypriniformes, Catostomidae. Gene Ontology annotation, molecular function: nucleic acid binding. Gene Ontology annotation, cellular component: nucleus. The coding region runs from base 87 to 992 and encodes 301 amino acids. The record is from RefSeq and is a predicted model, not a curated record. Gene Ontology annotation, biological process: regulation of gene expression.